Molecule: messenger RNA, 1006 nt
Organism: Juglans microcarpa x Juglans regia
Lineage: Eukaryota; Viridiplantae; Streptophyta; Magnoliopsida; Fagales; Juglandaceae
Product: 60S ribosomal protein L10a
Exons: 6
Coding region: 155-805 (216 amino acids)
Biological process (GO): translation
Cellular component (GO): large ribosomal subunit
Molecular function (GO): structural constituent of ribosome; RNA binding
Source: RefSeq, a predicted model, not a curated record
AUUUUUCUUAGGGUUUAUCAGCCAUGCCCGUUCUUCCCAUCGCUAUAUAUGCUGAAUGCUUAGCCGUCAGAAAUCCCGAUAGAGUCGUGGAGUUCCUCUUUGUUCUGGGAGGAAAAUAUUUUAGUUGGACUGUGGAAAAAACAGACUUUCAAAUAUGAGUAAGCUUCAGAGUGAUGCUGUAAGAGAGGCUAUCUCCACCCUCUUCAACGGAUCCAAAGAUAAGAAGCGUAAUUUCACCGAGACCAUUGAACUCCAGAUUGGGCUGAAAAAUUAUGAUCCCCAGAAGGAUAAGCGAUUCAGUGGUUCUGUUAAGUUGCCACACAUCCCUCGUCCCAAGAUGAAAGUCUGCAUGCUUGGAGAUGCCCAACAUGUUGAAGAGGCCGAGAAGAUUGGUCUAGAUUAUAUGGAUGUUGAAGCAUUGAAAAAGCUUAACAAAAACAAGAAGUUGGUUAAGAAACUUGCCAAGAAAUACCAUGCCUUUUUAGCAUCAGAAGCUGUCAUUAAGCAGAUCCCUCGUCUUUUGGGCCCUGGCCUCAACAAGGCAGGCAAGUUCCCAACGCUUGUUACUCAUCAAGAAUCAAUCGAGUCCAAAGUUAAUGAGACGAAAGCUAUGGUUAAGUUCCAAUUGAAGAAGGUUCUUUGCAUGGGAGUUGCUGUUGGGAAUGUUGCAAUGGAGGAGAAGCAGGUCUUCCAAAAUGUUCAAAUGAGUGUUAAUUUUCUUGUUUCAUUGUUGAAAAAGAACUGGCAAAAUGUGAGGAGUUUGUCGCUUAAGACUACCAUGGGGAAGCCAGUACGCGUAUACUGAGUUCUUGGCAAGGGAGUUUUGUAGGAAAAGCUUAUGCGAGCUGUAAUACUACUACUUGCAAGUAAUAUUUUUUUUUUUCAAAUGGUCAAGGUUUCUUGUUGGUUGGCUGUUACCUUCCUCUGUUCUUCGGAUAGGUAGAUAACAUAUGGUCUUAAAUUUGUUUUGUUGAACUUAUGAUGCAUUGUUGAAUGUUUUCUUGAA